AUGCCCUCGUCGACCACGCCUGACCAGCAGAGACAUGGACACGACCACACAUUGGCCGUUCUCAGCGAUCUCGACUACGCACUCCUCGCGGAAGAGCGAGUGCCAGACGUUGCUGUUCUGCGGACCUUAGAGGAUGGAUCCGUGCUAUGUCUCAAUAGAGAGGGAAAUGUCGGCCUGGUGACCAUGUCCACUGGCGAGGCGACCGAUCUCUCACAAGACGUAGAAAUCAUUGGACUGGUCGGCGUCCAUCGCCGUCUAGCUGUAUUGCAUCGUGACGUCUCUGGGGUAGUCGAUUCCCUACUCGUAUCCAAUCAUCGGGUGCAACAGAUUGCCCAAAGUUGUCCGUUGAUCAAGUCGUGGAAUCAUUCCGGGUCCGGAGGUGAAUAUGACGCGAAAUGGAAGCCGCCGUCCACCCUAGUGUCUGCGCUUGAAGCAAUGGAGCUUCUUCACCAAAGCCUCGAAAGCUGGCUGACAUGGUCGCCAAUCAAGGCUGUACUCAAAUGUGAAUACAUCAACAGAUGUCUGGGAGAUAUUUCCAGCCUGUUCAUGGAGCAGGUCGACGAUACGGCGCUUAACCACGUUCUCACUGGGGUCGUACCGGCUCUGGACGCUAUCUUUUCAUCCGAGGAGCUGAUGAAAGAGAUGAUGCUCCUGGAAGACAUCAAGGCGCAGGAAUUCAUCAAUCUUUUGGACGAGGCACGCCCCCCCGCCCAACAGAUCCUUACACCAUCCUCACGAUGA
Molecule: messenger RNA, 741 nt
Organism: Punctularia strigosozonata HHB-11173 SS5
Lineage: Eukaryota; Fungi; Basidiomycota; Agaricomycetes; Corticiales; Punctulariaceae
Exons: 4
Coding region: 1-741 (246 amino acids)
Source: RefSeq, a predicted model, not a curated record